GUGGCGGUAAAAGAAAUCUAUCAUUGAAACUGAAAAAUCAUAUUAGAAUUUUUUUAAAAACAUUAUUUUAUUUAAUAAAAAUGGAUGAGGACGGAGAAAAUAUAUUACUUGAAGAAAAUUACUAUCAACUACUAAAUGUUUCUAAAACGGCAACAUCUGAGGAAAUCAACAGUGCAUAUCGCAGGUUUUCACGCAUGUUUCACCCUGAUAAACAUAGCACAGAUCCUAAUAAACAGAAAUUGGCAGAGCAGAUAUUCAACAAGGUUAAAGAAGCCUAUGAAGUGUUGUCAGAUUCACACAAGAGGACCAUAUAUGAUACAUUAGGUAAACGUGGUUUAGAAGUCGAUGGUUGGGAAGUAAUAUUUCGUACUCGUACACCUAAGGAAAUCAGAGAGGAAUAUGAACGACUAAAGCGUGAAAGAGAGGAACGAAGGCUACAACAAAGCGCCAAUCCUCGUGGUACAAUCACACUUUCCAUUAAUGCCACUGAUAUGUUUAUGAAGUAUUAUGAUGAAUAUGAAAUUUUAGAAGAAGAUGCUACAGUAAUACCUAACAUUGAAGUAUCUGGUAUGACUAUACAGCAAUCAAUAGAUGCACCAGUUACACUGAGAAAUACCAUGACUUUAUCAGGAAACAUAUCUACACAAAAUGGUAUAGGAACAGGUUCAGUGACUGCUUGUAACCGACAUCUAAGUUCAGAUAAGGGUUGGACUGAAGUAGAGUUUGGAAUUGGCAAUGGCCCUCUUCUGGGAUUUAAAAUAUUCCGAACAUUGUCAAGAUUAAUGUUUUUAAAUUGUGGAACAGUACUUCAAUUUACGCCUCGUGGGAUUUCACCUAGUCUUAUUUCAACUAUGGCAUUACAGUUGGAUGCACAUUCCGUUGGAUACCUUACUUACCGAGCUGGUGGUCAAGGUGGGUCCUCGAUGACGUCUAUAUAUGUGCGGGAUUCCGAAAAAUACCAUACCAAUACAGCCAUACAAAUUGGGAACCCACAUUCAUUCAUAUCUCUGAAUAUUAUGAGGAAGCUACCGCAACAUGAUAUGAAAUUGCGAUUAGCAUUGAAAUUUGGUACUUUCGGUGCGAUAGCAGAAUAUGGUGCGGAGAAAAAGGUGUCACAAAAUACUAGUGUUUCUGCAGCAGUGAUGUUAGGUGUACCCAGUGGAGUCAUGCUUAAGCUCAAAUGGACUUGUUCCACGCAGACCAUAGUUGUUCCAAUCCACUUGUGCGAAGAGGUGAUGCCAUCCCCCGUGUUCUACGCGACAGUUGUGCCAAUUGUGUCCUGGUUGGUGCUCAAGAAGCUCAUUCUAGACCCAAUAACUCGUGAAAGGCAGGAACGUGAACGACAGCGUUCCAUGGAAGCCAAUUAUGAAAGAUUACAGGAAAUGCAACGUGAAGCGAGAGCCACCGUCGAGCUUAUGAAGGAAACAUAUUCCAGAAUUAAAAGUGAUGAAGAAAAGAAAAAGGGCUUAGUGGUAAUACGCGCACUAUAUGGAAAAUUACCGCCAGGUGCAUCAAGUCACGAAAUACCUGAGCCAACGGGAGAUGGAAUAUCACCGGAGUGCCCAUCACCAUUUAGUGAAGUGAUUGAUGUCACAAUACCCGUUCAGUGCCUAGUGAAAGAUUCGCGGUUAGAACUAUUGGCAGCUAGUAAGUCGGAGUUGCCGGGAUUUUUUGAUCCAUGCGUGGGCGAGGAUAAACAUCUAACAGUGCAAUACUUCUUCCACAACAACCUUCAUUCCUGCACCGUGUCCGACUCUCAACCUCUAGUCCUGCCACGUAAUAAUCAUCGAAUAAAGAAUCAUAGAUCCUGAAAAUUGAAGUCAAAGCGCAAGUGUUUGUUCACGGCGCGAGACCGCCAGCACACGCUACAGUAAAAACUAACUGAGAAGGUGUUUUAAAGAUUAGCGAAUUCGAAAUGCAAUAAUUUUAUAAUAAUGAAAACGAUGAUGAACAUACAAGCUAAUAUAAUUUCGUUCGAAUAAGACGAAUAGGAUGGACGGAGAACGGCCAGUCUGUUUUUUUUGUACAUAGCACAUUUAGUAAAUAAUGUUGGCGGGUAUAAUUUUUGUGUGUCUGUUUUUAUGUUAAUGAAAUUACUAUUUUAAAAUAAAAAGCAAAAAACAUGCUCACAUUUAUAUUAACUAUAAAAAAUUCUACAACGUUAUAACACUGAAUGCUUUUUAUUGUAGUAAAUUGUCUAUGGUAUAAAAGACAUGACAGAAUUGUUUAUUAAAUAUGCCAACUGAGAAAAAAUAGAGUACAAUGUUCGUCUUCAAGACAUGUACCAUUUUCAUUCAAUUAAGCAUUGCCAUUCAAGUAGGUUUUUAAAGAUGAAUAGAAUAUCUUUAAAAAUUAUAUAUUUAUGAGGUCUGUAUAUACAUAGGAAUAUAAUAUUGAUAAUUAUUAUCAUUAAAUAUAACUAUUAGUAUCGUUGAAAAUUUAAAGUGUCUAUUGCAACUUACUGGUAUAAAUAUUAUAUUUAUUUAUAUAAAUAAAUAACUUAUAUAACUGGUCAUGGUUUAGUAAGGUUCAGUCUGUACACCUAUCAAAAAAAAAAUGGCACCAACAUAGUAUGGGAAGGACUUAACAGAAAGGAUUCAGUUCACAUUAUUAAAAAUGAGAUCAUGCUUCUAGAAUUACGUAGGAAUUUCAUAUUCGUUCGUACCAUUGUCUUAAAAUAGAAAGUCUGUAUACCGUUUUGGUGCAAUUGCCACAUUUAUAUCCAUUUCGUGAGUUCUUUCUGCUAAACCUCGUCCAUUUAUUAUUAUAAAAUUUUAUCCUAAAAUUCCAUCAAUUUAUUAUCGUAUGCGCCUUCUCAGUUGAAUAGAAUUGUACUCUAAUUAAUAUUAUGUUGAAAUCUACCAAAAUCCAGAGCAGUAUAUAUAACUGCAUAUAUUGUAUUUGAAGGCAAUUAGAUACAUGUAACAUUCCAUUUUAAAUUAUCAUUUUUCUUUAUUUCAUUAUUAUUCUUUCAUUAAUAAAUUAUCACUUAAUUCGAAUGUUUUUUAUAUAUGUCAGGUCCCUUAUAAAGUGGCCAGAGAGAACUGGAUGUCAGAUAGCCCUAUCAAGAGUAUUAUAAAUUUAACAGUGCAAUGUUAUUCAAAAAGUAUAUAUAAAUACGUUUUUCUUACCAUUGUGAAUAGCUGAUGAAAUUUCUAGUAAUUACAGUAACAUUUUUUUACAAAAGCUGAUUGAGUUUUUAAUAGGUAAUUGUUAAAUUUUAUGUACACAUUUUCAAUAUUAUAUAUAUGUAUACAAAUAAAAUUGUAUUUAUUAAAAUGUUAAUGUAAUUUUAUAUUCUGCAAUUAGUAUGCGAUUGACAAAAUUUCGAAGUGUUAGUUCAACUAAUAAGAGUUUCAUUUCCAAAUCUUUUUAAUCAUACAGUUGUUAAAAUAUUUUUAAAUAUAUACCAGUGUUUUAAAAUAUUUUAAAGAACAUUUUGCUAAAUAAUUUAUUUAUUAUUAGGUGAAAUGUUGUCACGCUAUGCUUAUAAUUUAUAACAUUUUUUUUAUACAACUUUCAACAUUAGGCAUAGAGAGCUUUUAAUUUAAUUUAUACUACCUACUUUUAAUUUCCGUUAAUGAUACAGACCAUGUCGAUAUGGUUAAGGUGCACAGCAUGAUCGUGUCGUUGCGAUAUUGUACUUAACGACAAAAUCUCGUCGUAUUGUACCAGAAAACGAUAUUUACAUUGUAUGUAAGAGAUCGAAUUGAGCUCACUAAAAUGGGCGUCUUUAAUUUAUCCUAACACGGCAUGAUUUUGUUUUACCGAUAUUUCCGUAUUUGUCACUGACAUGCCGUGCACGUCUGCGAUAUCGUGACGGAAAAUUAAAGUCAUCUCCAAUUUUGCAAUUUAAAUUAACUUUAAGCGCUAAAUUCAAAUUAGUGUUUGCAUUUGCAUACAUUUUACUCUCCUAUUAACUUAGUGCCAUAUUAUUGUAAAUUAUAACAUCGAAUAGUAACAAAAAAGUUGUUUUUUUUAUUAUUAUUUUUAUGUAACAGUAUUAAAAAAUUAAUUAAUUGUUGUUAAAGUGCAAAAUUGGAAAUCAUUAUGUUUUCAAUGCUCAUAUACGAAGGCUAUAUUGAAAAACAUUAUUUUAUAAAAUUAUAUUAAAUCAAAAUUAUAAACAAUGAUUUGUUAUUUUUAAAUAAAAUUUUAAAUUAAUUAAUUUAAUUAUUUAUUUAUAAUAAAUAAAUAACAGAAAAACUGAUUCCACAAAUGACCUAUCGUGUAUUAGCUGCGUACUAUCUAUUUAUGUCUGGUUUAUUAUUUAUAAAUAUUUAUCUGGAAAAAUGCUUAUGAACUAGUGAGAGGGACGCAAAAGACUUCAAUUAUAUUUAAACCUUCAUGUAGAUAUCCGUUACAUAUUAAAUUAUGUAGUGUUUGCUUAUCAUUGAAAAUAUAUACAUAUAAUACUUUUCUGGAUUUUGUUAAAUUUGUUAUAAAUUUACUAAUGGAGUACAGAUUACAAAUAAUUACUUAUCGUUACCUUGUUUUAAUGUUCACUGCUUCUGCAGUUUUGGAUGCAUGAUGAGAGUUACACAAUGGUUGUUAUUAUUUUAGUUUAUAUCACGUUGGGAUAUGUACAUUUACUACUGAAACAUAAUUGAAAAUAUUAGAUCGUUCUUUGUAUAUCAACGCUGUCAUAUAUUUAGACAGUUAGCAUGUCAAUGUCUUCUAAUUAAUAAAACAUAAAUUUGUUUAUUUCA
This is a messenger RNA of Galleria mellonella (greater wax moth), 4709 nucleotides long. It is a transcript of the gene DnaJ-17, whose product is annotated as dnaJ homolog subfamily C member 11. NCBI's taxonomy places the organism in Eukaryota, Metazoa, Arthropoda, Insecta, Lepidoptera, Pyralidae. The coding region runs from base 81 to 1811 and encodes 576 amino acids. Gene Ontology annotation, biological process: cristae formation. The transcript has 13 exons. The record is from RefSeq and is a predicted model, not a curated record.